Messenger RNA from Heterobasidion irregulare TC 32-1, 150 nucleotides. RefSeq lists its product as uncharacterized. Lineage: Eukaryota; Fungi; Basidiomycota; Agaricomycetes; Russulales; Bondarzewiaceae. The transcript has a single exon. The record is from RefSeq and is a predicted model, not a curated record. The coding region runs from base 1 to 150 and encodes 49 amino acids.
AUGUUAAAUAGUGUAGACUUGAUUCCUGAGAUUUUGAGAUUUCUGAAAGGUGAAUUAUAUCUUUGCAAGCCCAAUGUCAUGCCUUGGAUGAGUUGGAGCAUGCAAGGAAAGAUCUUGAUGGUCCAUGGUUUUUUCUGUAAUAUACUGUAG